Messenger RNA from Fusarium venenatum, 1161 nucleotides. RefSeq lists its product as uncharacterized. The record is from RefSeq and is a predicted model, not a curated record. NCBI's taxonomy places the organism in Eukaryota, Fungi, Ascomycota, Sordariomycetes, Hypocreales, Nectriaceae.
AUGGUGGCUGUCAAAAGACUCUUGCUUCUCUGCGCUCUAGGCGCCCAGGCUUGGGCUGCUGAUUUGGGUGCAACAGGGGUUGUCUGCUCCACCAAACUCGACACUGUUUCUCUGGCACCGAAUCGGAUCCCGACAUCGACUGCUACCGUUGUUGACAAGAUUACUGUAAUCAAGAAAGUCAUUCGCAAAGUCAACGUCGUCGUUGUUCCCAAGGCCAAGACAACAACCAUUCGCACUACGUCUGUUGUUUUGACUACAAAAAUAGCCGACCCAACUGUCUCAACCGCAACCAGCAUAAUUACCUCCGAGAUUACUGUUUACAGCACACAAACAAGUACUUCUAUCACCACAAGCGAUAGUACAACCAUCACGACCAAGUACGUGACAGAGACAGUACCGACUGUUCCUGGCUGGAUCGCUAUCAAGUCCGAGUCACGUUAUGUCCCGAGACACAAGAUUCGAGCUGAGGGGGACAGGGGGGAGAAUCAAGAUUCGCUUGAUCCGACCCCUGCUCUGUACCCGCAGCAGGUGAACUGCGUCAAGAAGAAGCCUACUACUUCCAUCAAAAGCGUCACCACAAAGGUCCAAGGCAAUAGAGUUACGCUCAAGGCUGCUACCAAGAGUGUCAUGUCGACUAUUGUGCAGAUCUCUACCGUUACUGAGUAUCCUCCUGAUCUAAGUACGACUGUUACAUCAACUGUUUAUCCUAAAACAACUUCUUGGACGGAGACAACUUCAGUUUCCACUAUUGUACAGACUGUUGUUGUCGAAUCACUGGUACCCAUCGCAACCGAGUAUGCCGCCUGCCAGGACAGUAACAUUCUCGUCACUGCCAAUGGAGGAACGGUAAUCACAGCUACAUCCCCUUCGGAUCUCGACUUUUUGAUGGUAUUCAAUCUAGGAUCUGGGUACACGCCAAUUUCAUGCUGCGAGGCAUGUCACAAGAACCCAAACUGUCGGUUUACUCGUUUUGACGUGGUAGAAACGAAAUGCUAUGUACAGAACUGGCAGUCUAGAUACUGCCCGACUGGAGAACUUUAUACGCAAACGGUUGUUGGAAGAUUCUUUACGAACCGCAACACUUUGAUCAAGCAAAAAGGCAUUUUCAGUAAUGGACCCUGUGGCAUGCUUCGGAAUGGUGGUAUUGAUGGUCUUGAUUAA